This is a messenger RNA of Fusarium poae, 936 nucleotides long. RefSeq lists its product as uncharacterized. NCBI's taxonomy places the organism in Eukaryota, Fungi, Ascomycota, Sordariomycetes, Hypocreales, Nectriaceae. The coding region runs from base 1 to 936 and encodes 311 amino acids. Gene Ontology annotation, molecular function: methenyltetrahydrofolate cyclohydrolase activity; methylenetetrahydrofolate dehydrogenase (NADP+) activity. The transcript has 2 exons. Gene Ontology annotation, biological process: tetrahydrofolate interconversion. The record is from RefSeq and is a predicted model, not a curated record. Gene Ontology annotation, cellular component: cytosol.
AUGGAUGCUAUUGAGCUUCUAUCGCUCCCCUGGACACUCCAGGAUGUAUCCGCCCGUCUUCUCACAGGGGACCUAGUCGUACAUGACAUUGACCGCUGGUGUCACCAACAAGCUGAGAAGGACGGCAUCAAGCCAGUCAUGGCUGUUGUGUUCUUCAACACAGGUGCUGACGCCGUUGACUAUGUCAAGAUCAAGGCUCACAUUGCUGCACGUGCUGGCGUCAGCUAUUGGGUAUACGAAAUGCCCGUCGACGCGUCUACGAAACAAGUCAAAAGCCAAGUCGAGAAGCUGAACAAGAACACUCGAAUCCACGGCAUCCUUAUACAGCGCCCGCUGCCUCCCCAGCUAAAUGAACAAGAAGUCAUGGCAUCUAUCAACCCUGUCAAGAAUAUUGAGGAGUACACUCAAGGAAGGCCUGAUAACAUUGCUGCGGACGCCUUGGUCCGUUUGUUGGCAAAGUACGGACUGCUACAGUCGGCACAGCAGGCCAGAAUUCGGAUCGUCGGUUCCGGGAACAUCAUUACGAAAGGGUUCAUCAAGCAGAUGAAGCGUCAAUUCCCUUUUGUGAGCUGGUCUCAAGACUUUGAUCCAUCUUCUGAUGCUAGUAACGACAAACAUGAAGCUCUUGACGAGGACAUCAAUGCGCCACGCGCUUCUAUGAUCAUCUCAGAACUUCAUCGCGGACCCGGUUUCAUCAAAACAUCCAUGGUCAAGCCUGAAGUCAGUGUCUUGGUUGAUCUUGGCUUCUACGUUACAGAAAAAGGCGUCAUUGGCGAUUUAAGCCACUCUCUUUUUGACAGAAGCGAUCUAGCAAUUGCACCAACACCGGGAGGAGUCCUUCCCAUCUUAUUAUGGAUUAUGAUGGAGCGGACAAUUAAGGCCAAGCAAAUGAUGGCAAAGGGAGAGCGGCAAGGGUGCUUCUGCUUAACCAUGUAA